AAUUGGAGGGGGAAAUAAAGCACUCCACUCCCUGCGGUGCCCACCUCUCCCUGAACAGCUCCAGGGAGUUCCAAAGUUGAGCCCUCUUUGCGCCAAACCUCAAGUCGGUCCCUUGUGAGUUGCUCAUUGGACAGAGUGCUGAGCAUAUUUGCAUGACAUACCAUAGAGUUGCUGUUCCGAGGAAAAUUGCGGCUCCUCUUCUUGCAGUAGGUGACUCACCAGACUGCUGCUCCCUUUCGCUCGGAGUCUCAGUCAUUCAGCUGGCGGACUGAGCAGUUGCUUCCUCAAAGCCGGCUGCAGUCAGAAGGGGAAUUCAAACCUCUCUGCUAAACCGGUUUGGGGAUUCUCGAAAGAGGUUAGCAGGAGGCUUUUCUUUCGAGUUUGCACCAGCCAAGAGGAUGUUGAAAAGCGGGGAGCGUUGUUUCCCGGACUCCGAGUACAUCUCUGCAUUGGAAUCGCCCAUAUCCUGGGACAUCAACGACCCCAAACUGCCCCAGGAUGUGCAUCAACUGGAUCAUUUCCAGGAAUGGACGGAUUCCUAUGUUAAAUUUAUUUAUAGUUCAGAUGAUAAAAAUGCACAAAGACAUCAGAGUGGAUGGGCCAUGAGGAAUACGAACAACCACAACUGCCACAUACUGAAGAAAUCCUGUCUAGGAGUAGUGGUCUGCAGCAAUGAUUGCUCCCUGCCUGAUGGGAAAAAGAUAUAUCAGAGACCUGCCAUAUGUGAUAAGGCACGGCAGAAGCAACAAAAAAAAUGUUGUCCAAACUGUGGUGCUCCCUUGAAUCUCAUGCCGUGCCGGGGACAUGGGGGUUAUCCUGUCACCAACUUCUGGAGACAUGAAGGAAAAUGCAUAUUUUUUCAGGCAAAAGGUGUACACGAUCACCCCAGGCCAGAAACAAAGACAGAAGCUGAAGCAAGGAGAUCAAUCCACAAGAAAAGACCAUAUGGUGAAAAUAGUUGCUAUAAGAAUAAAAGAGACCUGCAGCUGAUAACAGGUCCAAUUGAAAACGAAGGAUCUCAGCCAACAUUUACUUCUAAUCCAAAAAGCGUAUUGUCUAAUCUCUAUGUAAAUGGAAACCUGGAAGAAUGUGUAGCAGUUGAGAACAUCUCUGGCAAUCCGUGCUUCUCAUAUACAAAUGGGCAUGACUUCGGAAAGCCCACCUACCUUUAUGAUCCACACUGCGAAAUGGAUAUCAGCAGAAUCUAUAGUAGAUGUGCACAACUUAAUGCAGGGUGCCAUAAUCCUGGGAAUUACGGUGGCCCUGGAACAAACUGCAGUACAAGUUUUGAGUGUGGAGAUUACCCCAACUGGAAUAAAAUUACAUUGGGAAAGAAUGGCUACAGCAACUCUUUUAUUAGAUAUUCUCAAAGUUCUUCAGAUCCUUGCAACGAAGCUGCCAGUCCUAAGAACUUCAGAGACCCAAUGCAGAAUGCACAAACUACAAUAAACAACAUGAACAAAACCAUGUACCAGACCUCCAAACCCAACCCGGAUGAAUACUGUGAUUAUCUAUAUGAUGCUAUGUUCCUGCAAAAUCAAAAUAGUGCUUAUGUUCCUGCUGCUAUUUAUCCACUUUAGAGUUUCUUCACAUACAAUAACCCAUAACUGCUAUGGCAAUGUGAAGGGCAGAAACACACAAUUUUAUCAAUAAGAAUCCCAACCUUUUUUUAAGAAGUCUUAACUAAACCACUCAUCAACUGGAAGAUAUUUAACAUUCCAACUGCAAAUUUUUAAACAUCAAUUCAAACAUAAAAUGCAUGUAUUAUUUAAAGAAAAACAAAAAAAACUCAUCAGUUCAAAUCAUGUGGUAAUUUUUUCUCCAGAGUUUAUUGUAAAUACUGGGUAAAUUUAUAUGAACUUUAUAUGAAAGACUAUCAAUAACAGUGACGCAAAUCCGGCAGCAUGAUUGCAGUGAACAAACAAUAACUAAGGUUAUCAUUUUUUGCCUAUACCCUGUAUGACAUUCUGUAGCAUGUUCCGUGAGACAAAUUCACCAUGUUAUAACCAAAUUUCGAUGAAAUGUAGUAUAAGUAGUAUAAUACUCAUUCAAUUCAUUGAUGUACAUAAAUUGCAGCUCACUCAUCCACACAUGGCUGACACAUUUGUCACUUUCAAAAAGGACGUGUAGCACAAUGGAUUAAUGGUUGUAAAAUAUUUAUUGCUUUUCAGAAGUUACCUCAGGAUUAAUUUUAUGUGCCAGCAGGUUAUCUCAUGUAGAAAACAGAAAAUCAAGUACAUCGUACAUAAAGUGUACAUUACAAUGCCUAUUUGAAAGUUCUCAGUUUGGAUAUCCACUUACAUUCGGAAAACUGUAUUGCCAGAAUCUGAAAUGAUGGCCUAUGAGGGAUUUCUUUACUGAGGUCACAAGUGCCUUUAUCAUUAUAUUUAACCAAUGUCAUAUGUCAUACAGGGAUCAUUUUUGAUUGCCAGAGACAGCAAAAAAAAAUCAUUCUUUUAAAGUUUCUUCUUCAACAGGAGGGAGAUAUAAUCACAUUUUCUAGAAAAUUUCACCUCUGUGCCUUUUUUGAUUAAAAGUACUUUGCUUUGUGCAGUUUUAUUACAAUGCUUCAUUUUAAAUUUAUAAUGUAUAAUAUGGAAAUAUUAUCAAAUCUUAGCACCAGCCUGAAGAUAAUGUCGUAUAGUUGUGAUGUCAUUAAAAAAUACCUACAUGAAAUAAAACUAUAUGCAUUGUGUUAAUAUUUGAAUACCAAAUAAAGCUAAGCAUAAAAAUAUUGUAUGAAUGUCUUGAGUUCAACUUUAGUUACGAUAUGCGAGUUUGGUUCAACAUUUAGAUCCUUGUAACAUAUUGCCAUUUGUUUUAAUUUAAUGAAGUAGUCAAAGAUCCUGCAAUCGUGUGGGGUAUGGGUCAUGGGUCACUUGUGUGUAUUUAAUCAAAACUGUACGUCUAAAAGUGCUGUUGUGACAUGCUUAUUAAAUAGCAUUAAUAUCAA
Hemiscyllium ocellatum (epaulette shark) is the source of this 2953-nucleotide messenger RNA. Its product is annotated as chorion-specific transcription factor GCMa-like. Gene Ontology annotation, cellular component: nucleus. Gene Ontology annotation, biological process: gliogenesis; regulation of transcription by RNA polymerase II. The record is from RefSeq and is a predicted model, not a curated record. The transcript is spliced from 6 exons. The coding region runs from base 399 to 1580 and encodes 393 amino acids. Gene Ontology annotation, molecular function: RNA polymerase II cis-regulatory region sequence-specific DNA binding; DNA-binding transcription activator activity, RNA polymerase II-specific. Lineage: Eukaryota; Metazoa; Chordata; Chondrichthyes; Orectolobiformes; Hemiscylliidae.